Messenger RNA from Arvicola amphibius (Eurasian water vole), 1362 nucleotides. It is a transcript of the gene Drd2, whose product is annotated as dopamine receptor D2. The coding region runs from base 28 to 1362 and encodes 444 amino acids. The transcript is spliced from 7 exons. The record is from RefSeq and is a predicted model, not a curated record. NCBI's taxonomy places the organism in Eukaryota, Metazoa, Chordata, Mammalia, Rodentia, Cricetidae. Gene Ontology annotation, cellular component: glutamatergic synapse; presynaptic membrane. Gene Ontology annotation, molecular function: G protein-coupled receptor activity; dopamine neurotransmitter receptor activity, coupled via Gi/Go. Gene Ontology annotation, biological process: adenylate cyclase-inhibiting dopamine receptor signaling pathway; adenylate cyclase-activating adrenergic receptor signaling pathway.
UUGCCACCCAGUGGCCCCACUGCCCCGAUGGAUCCACUGAACCUGUCCUGGUACGAUGAUGAUCUGGAGAGGCAGAACUGGAGCCGGCCCUUCAAUGGGUCAGAAGGAAAGGCGGACAGGCCCCAGUACAACUACUAUGCCAUGCUGCUCACCCUCCUCAUCUUCAUCAUCGUCUUUGGCAAUGUGCUGGUGUGCAUGGCUGUAUCCCGAGAGAAGGCUUUGCAGACCACCACCAACUACCUGAUAGUCAGCCUUGCUGUGGCCGAUCUCCUGGUAGCCACACUGGUCAUGCCCUGGGUCGUCUACUUGGAGGUGGUGGGCGAGUGGAAGUUCAGCAGGAUUCACUGCGACAUCUUCGUCACUCUGGAUGUCAUGAUGUGCACGGCCAGCAUCCUGAACCUGUGUGCCAUCAGCAUCGACAGGUACACAGCUGUGGCCAUGCCCAUGCUGUACAACACACGCUAUAGCUCCAAGCGCCGGGUCACUGUCAUGAUCGCCAUUGUCUGGGUCCUGUCGUUCACCAUCUCCUGCCCGCUGCUCUUCGGACUCAACAACAACGACCAGAAUGAGUGUAUCAUCGCCAACCCCGCCUUCGUGGUCUACUCCUCCAUCGUCUCAUUCUACGUGCCCUUCAUCGUCACCUUGCUGGUCUACAUAAAAAUCUACAUUGUCCUCCGCAAGCGCCGCAAGCGGGUCAACACCAAGCGCAGCAGCCGAGCCUUCAGAGCCAACCUGAAGACCCCACUCAAGGGCAACUGUACUCACCCUGAGGACAUGAAACUCUGCACCGUUAUCAUGAAGUCUAAUGGGAGUUUCCCAGUGAACAGGCGGAGAAUGGAUGCUGCCCGCCGAGCUCAGGAGCUGGAGAUGGAGAUGUUGUCAAGUACCAGUCCACCAGAGAGGACCCGGUAUAGCCCCAUCCCGCCCAGUCACCACCAGCUAACUCUCCCUGAUCCAUCCCACCACGGCCUCCAUAGCAACCCUGACAGUCCUGCCAAGCCAGAGAAGAAUGGGCAUGCCAGGAUUAUCAACCCCAGGAUUGCCAAGAUCUUUGAGAUCCAGACCAUGCCCAAUGGCAAAACCCGGACCUCCCUUAAGUCAAUGAGCCGCAGGAAGCUCUCCCAGCAGAAGGAGAAGAAAGCCACUCAGAUGCUUGCCAUUGUACUUGGUGUAUUCAUCAUUUGCUGGCUGCCCUUCUUCAUCACGCACAUCCUGAACAUACACUGUGACUGCAACAUCCCGCCAGUCCUCUACAGCGCCUUCACGUGGCUGGGCUAUGUCAACAGUGCCGUGAACCCCAUCAUCUACACCACCUUCAACAUCGAGUUCCGCAAGGCCUUCAUGAAGAUCCUGCACUGUUGA